Molecule: messenger RNA, 1468 nt
Organism: Desarmillaria tabescens
Lineage: Eukaryota; Fungi; Basidiomycota; Agaricomycetes; Agaricales; Physalacriaceae
Exons: 2
Coding region: 87-1247 (386 amino acids)
Source: RefSeq, a predicted model, not a curated record
GUUUUCGGCGCCCCUCCGUUCAGGGCGGCCAUCACGGGUACUAAUCAAUUCAUCACGCCAAGACUCAUGCCGGAAAAUGCCCUUCCAUGCGCCUCCCUCUUCGUGUUGCGGCCAUAGGCGUCUUCGUGCUCGUCCUGAGUACUCUGUACGCAUACCUCAGCUACCGACCAUCCUAUGAAUUAUACACAGACCUGAUUGACACAGAAAUCCAUCAAUCCUUGCUUGUGUCGGGAUCCUCUACGAGGCGCUACGUGAUUUUCCAGCAGCUCCAAGGCGCAGGAUUCAACAACCAAGCCCAGGAGAUACUCCUUUUCCACCAUCUUUCUCUCUUGACGGACAGGGCUUACGUUUACCAGCCCUUUUUCUGGCGCCCCCGCAAUGAGCCCCUACCAUUGUCGGCGUUCCUGCUGGGGCCCACUGAGGGGUCACUUUCUGCAGCAAUUUUUGACACUGUCUGUCCUACAGAACAGGUCACACACGUAACCAUCGAUGCCCCUCAUGAUGAGCUCUGGCAGGCUGCUCUAGAUGUACUUUCCUCAGAUGAUGGAUGCAUCGCUGUGGAUAACUGGGUAUUACCCUGGAGUUUCCUUGAAUCUGUAUCAGUAGCGGAUAUCUUCCCAUCCUUUUCCGUCUACCUUUCCACCUAUUUCCUAUGGUCUCUUCCUAUACAGCACCUCGCGGCUCGAACGCAUGCUGCUCUCAAUUUACGCUCUCCAUCGUACCCAGUGGCAGAUCCUUAUAUCGCGCUCCAUCUUCGUCGCGGUGACUUCUCAUCCCACUGUGUUUACCUCGCGGAAUCACAGAAGAACUUUACGACGUGGGCAACCCUACCCGCUCUCAGCAUACUCCCACCAGCUCUGGAUGUCCAGAAUUCUUCAUCUAUUAUGGAGCAUUGCUAUCCAACUCUUCCACGAGUGAUAGACGCUAUACGCAUAGGCCUCGAGCGCGCACCUCACGCACGCGUUCUUCAUAUACUACAUGAUGCUAAAUGGGAUCACCCACUUGUGUAUACGCAUAUGUGGAAGAUCGAAAAAGCUGUCAAAACAUGGGGAUGGGUGGACAGAGUGACCCACAGUGGAAUGAUCCCAGCCAGCUGGGGGGAGGGCGAUUUCACUAUCGGAGUUGACAUGGAAGUGGCCAGCAAGGCCGCAUUUUUUAUUGGUGUAGGAUAUUCAAGUUUGACGAGUCAGGUGGUAGCAUUGAGGCUUGCAGGAGGACAAAGCGAGGGUAGUAUUUUAUUGAUGUGAUAUUUAUUUACUCUUUAUCUGGAUACCACUUUUAUUAUGAACGAUACCACAUCCCCUGUAUUUUGUUUGGUAGUUUGAGUUGCUAAUAGUGUUGUUGUAACUUCUGUUUUUGUGUACCAACUUGAAUCAACAUACUGAGAAAAUCUCAACAGCUUGGAUUCACAACUCUGCGAGCGCGUUCCCCGCCCGGCCGUCUGCUGAAAUUUUUCGCCAGUGGUAAU